AUGGAUAUAACACAUAGAUUAAUAAAUUCUCAUGGAAAGAUAUUUGUGGUUACAAAUAAUGGAGAGAUUAUUUCGUUGUUAGAUUAUCCAGACGUGGCUUCAAUUAGAAACCCUUCAGUGAAGGCCUUGACUAAAAUUAAUAUAAUUCCGGAGAAUAAUGUUUGUCACGCAAUUUAUAAUAUAAAUGUUUACUUAGACUCUAUUAAAAGAACUCAACUUAUUAUAUUGCAUAACGCUAUUCAAGUAUCGAGACAUCGUAAUAAUCAUACCAUAGAAAAAUCUAGUAAAUGUGAACGAGUAUUAGAAUACAUCUGGGCUCGAAAAAAAGUGAUGGAAGUUCAAGAAUUAAUACCUUCUACAAAUUCUUGUACACCAAAAACAAUGACGAUACAUUGGCCAAAUAAUAUAAAUGUUCUUGAAUCAACAUAUCAAGCAACUUUUGUAUUUGGAGAGAAGAAGCAUAUCAUAUCGAGCAACUUUUGUAUUUGGAGAGAAGAAGCAUAUUGUAGCUGGUCUCGAGAUGUUAAUCAAAUUGAAUAUUUAGAUAAAUUCACACAAAAAUUAUCAUCUAUUUUACAUACUCUAAAAAGAGGUGAUUCGACAGUAAUUUUAAAAUAUUUAAUAGAUUAUUAUGCUGAUAAUGCUAAAGAAUAUAAUAAUUAUGGUUGGAUGUUUACUCUUAUAAAUAUAACGAUUUUUCAAGAUGUUGAUAAAUCUUCCCGUCUUGAUAAUCAUUAUGGGCAUUUCCUCUCAUCAAUAAAAACUGUAUUCUUUUGGACCAAUGAACAAUGGGAUCAAUUAGAUCAAUGGGUAGUUUUGCUGUAG
Messenger RNA from Diversispora eburnea, 825 nucleotides. Lineage: Eukaryota; Fungi; Glomeromycota; Glomeromycetes; Diversisporales; Diversisporaceae. The record is from the annotation of a GenBank genome assembly.